This is a messenger RNA of Rangifer tarandus platyrhynchus (Svalbard reindeer), 1845 nucleotides long. The record is from the annotation of a GenBank genome assembly. Lineage: Eukaryota; Metazoa; Chordata; Mammalia; Artiodactyla; Cervidae.
AUGCAGGAGAGGCGGCAGCGCCCUCGGGGUGCCGGUGACCCCUCGAGGCGCGGCCGCUCCGCCUUUGGGAGGAGCGCCCGGGGCGGGGUGGGGCGCGCAUGUGCCAGGAGAAACUUUCCGGAAAACCCGGGUUUUAUUUCCUCCGAGGAGCUGGUGGGCUUGGGCGGGGCCCAUCAGGGGGCAGGAAAGCUGCUGGGUGGGCCAGAGGCUCUGACUUCCCACCUGCCCACAGAGCUGGACGACUCUGAAGCCAUCAGGCCCCAGGCCGCCCUCCUGGAGAAACACUUUCUGGAGGGGGAGAAGCAGCCACCCAGCACAGGGCAGGGCCCCUUCUUCUACAUCGGAGGGACCAACGGGGCCUCCAUAAUCAGCUCCUACUGCAAGAGCAAGGGCUGGCGGCGCAUCCAGGAUAACCGGCGGGAAGACUACAAGCUCAAGUGGUGUGAGGUCAAGUGCAGGGACACCUACUGCAACUUCCGGGAAGGCAAGCAGCUGCUGUACCAGCUCCCCAACAACAAGCUCCUCACCACCAAGAUUGGGCUGCUCAGCGUCCUGAGGGAGCACUCGAGAGUUCUGAGCAAGACCAGCAAACCAGCCCCCUGCGCACAGAGCAAGGUCCUGAAAAUGGAAGACUUUUUCCCAGAGACCUACCGUCUGGACAUCAGGGACGAGAGAGAGGCUUUCUUCACCCUCUUUGAUGAAACCGAAAUGUGGAUCUGCAAGCCCACAGCCUCCAACCAGGGCAAAGGCAUCUUUCUGCUCCGGAACCAGGAGGAAGUCACCACCCUCCAGGCCAAGACCCAAAGCAUCGAGGACGACCCCAUCUACCGCAAGAUGCCAUUCCGGGCACCCCAGGCGCGGGUCGUGCAGAGGUACAUCAAGAACCCGCUGCUGCUGGACGGGAAGAAGUUUGAUGUGCGCUCCUACCUGCUCAUCGCCUGUGCCAUGCCCUACAUGGUCUUCUUCGGCCACGGCUAUGCUCGCCUCACCCUCGGCCUUUAUGAUCCCCAUUCCAGCGACCUCAGUGGCCAUUUAACCAACCAGUUCAUGCAGAAGAAGAGUCCCCUGUAUGUGCUGCUCAAGGAGGACACAGUGUGGAGCAUGGAGCACCUCAACCGUUACAUCAACGACAAGUUCCACAAGACCAAGGGCCUCCCGCGAGACUGGGUCUUCACCACCUUCACGAAGCGAAUGCAGCAGAUCAUGGCCCACUGUUUCCUGGCCGUCAAAGCCAAGCUGGAGUGCAAGCUGGGCUACUUUGACCUCAUCGGCUGUGACUUCUUGAUCGAUGAAAACUUUAAGGUGUGGCUGCUGGAAAUGAACUCCAACCCCGCCCUGCACACCAACUGUGAAGUCCUGAAAGAAGUGAUUCCCGGCGUGGUCAUGGAGACCCUGGACCUGGCGCUCGAGACCUUCCAGAAGAGCCUACGCAGCGAAAAGAUGCUACCACUGCUGUCCCAGCGCCGCUUCGUGCUCCUGCACAACGGCGAGACGGACCUGUGGCCGUGCCUGGGGGGCUCCCGCAAAGUCCCCCGCCCGCCGCUGCCCCCACUUCGGCCCACCUGCGACGCCGCACCCCUCGAGCCACCCCUGCUCCGCGCCACCGACAGGCCGGGUGCGCGCAGGCCCGCGCCACACCGGGGCCUCGGCGGAGGGCCAGGGCGGCCCUCCUCCGCGCAUCGGCGCCCCAGGCCUCCCAUCCCCGCCCCCGACGGCGCCCUGAGUGGAGGCCCCGAGGCCCAGGGCGGUGGGCAGCCGCGAGUGGGCGACGAGGACCGGGUACGGGAGCUUUCCCCGGGGCCGGCAGAAGAGGAGCGCAAGAACGCGGGCCAUCGCGGCUCCUAG